CCGAGGAAACGGCCUCCUGAGGCUCCACGUUGUCUUUCAGGGGCCUCGGAGGGACAAGAAGGAGAUGGGGAGGGCACAAAGAGGAUGGACAGUGUGAGGUUGGAGCCACUGGAGAGGACACUGUCCAGAAAUCGGUGGAGAAAGAAUAGUACCAGGAUGAAGACUCAUUCAGGAAACAGAGGGUGCCCAGUACAGGGGCUGUAAUGAGCGGAGGUAGCACCUAGAAAGAAGGUAUUGCCAGCUGUCGCCUCCCAGUGAAAGGCCACUGUCGGCUGAAGGCGCACUUCAGUGUCCAGAAGAGGGUGGUAUAGUGGGGUGACAGGCAGUACCAAGUUCAAUUGGCAGGGCUCAAGGGGAUCAGUGUGAGGCUAGUGCCAAGCAGGGCCAAGGGAAGACGGGAGUGGCGAGGAGGUGAAGACCCAGGGGAGGGCACAAUGCGGGCUUUCCUGUCCCUCCGAGUGACCUGGCAAAUUCCCAAACCGGACGCACCCGGCUCGGGUGAUGUCUAGCUGGUCCGAGCCAGCUCAGACCAGCAUGGGGGACUUUGGUGACAGUCUGAGGGGCUGGGCACUAGGUCCUAGAUGGCCGGUGCUCUGCGGGCGGGGUUCUGCUCCACCUGCCUGCAGCACGGACUGUGCCCUGGGCCGGCACGCGGACUGCAGGGAAGGGCUAGGGCCGGGCUUCUCUGGGCCAAGGAUCAAGGUUCCUGGCUGGGUUAGGCCCGCAAGGUUUUCACGCUUCGGGAUCCACGGUCUCUAGAGGGCGCCGUAGAGCCGGGCGCUGCGCGGUACCCGCCGGAGGUGGGGCUUAAUCUGUCCCCGCCUUGGGCGGAGUCACCGAGCUUUGAGACUCGCCCACAAGGCCCGAGGGGCUCCUAGGUGGCUCUUCCCAGCGGAAGUGAAGAAGCCCCGAGAGGGAGGUAGCGGAAGUGGCUGCGUUACUGUAGCCUGUGCGCAUGCGCCCUCUGCUUGGUUGCCGCUUUUGGGGCGGUACUCUGCCCUGUCUUCUUUUCUCCACGUGAGGGGCUGCGCGAAUUCCCAGUGGUGGCCGCGCGCUCAGCGCCUCUGCAGCUCUCGUGCCCUUCACGAUGGCGGGCAUCCUGUUCGAGGAUAUUUUCGAUGUGAAAGACAUUGACCCAGAAGGCAAGAAAUUUGACCGAGUAUCCCGGCUGCACUGUGAGAGUGAAUCUUUCAAGAUGGACCUCAUCUUAGAUGUAAACAUUCAGAUUUACCCUGUAGACUUAGGUGACAAGUUCCGGUUGGUUAUAGCUAGUACUUUGUAUGAAGAUGGUACCUUGGAUGAUGGUGAAUACAACCCCACAGAUGACAGGCCUUCCAGGGCUGACCAGUUUGAGUAUGUGAUGUAUGGGAAGGUGUACAGGAUCGAAGGGGACGAGACUUCCACUGAAGCAGCCACACGUCUCUCCGCAUACGUGUCCUACGGCGGCCUGCUCAUGAGGCUUCAGGGGGAUGCCAACAACCUACAUGGAUUUGAGGUGGACUCCCGAGUUUAUCUGCUGAUGAAGAAGCUGGCGUUCUGAACUUUGUGGGAAACCAGACGUGCUGACUCAUGUCAUGGACAUUGUUCAAGCCUGUGUAGAAGCUGUCUGUGUUCGCCUGUAAAAGGGACGGGGCUCUGCCCACUGUGGGUACAUCUUCAGCUUGUCUGAAUUCAGUGGAAACUGACUUGUCUAUAAAAAGGCCAUGUAGCAAUGCUUAGCAAGGGCUUGAAGUUGUAUAUGAUUUUUUUUUAUUAAAGUUUACUUUUUCAGA
Arvicanthis niloticus (Nile rat) is the source of this 1772-nucleotide messenger RNA. RefSeq names its product RNA polymerase II, I and III subunit H (gene Polr2h). Gene Ontology annotation, cellular component: RNA polymerase II, core complex; RNA polymerase I complex; RNA polymerase III complex. Gene Ontology annotation, biological process: DNA-templated transcription. The record is from RefSeq and is a predicted model, not a curated record. Lineage: Eukaryota; Metazoa; Chordata; Mammalia; Rodentia; Muridae.